AUGAAUAAGAAGAAGAAGAAGAAGAAACAUAUUUGUGAUAUGAAAGACUUAAGUGGUACAAGCAAAUCUACCCUUCUCCUAAUAAUCGCGGGCCGAGUAAAAGACAAAGAUUUCAAUCCAAAAACUAUCUCAAUCAAUGAUCACCCUAUGAGUACUCCAUCUCAAUUAAGAACAAUAUGUGGCUUUGUUUCACAAGAAGAUAACUUGCUUCGAUUUCUAACAGUGAAAGAAACUUUGCUAUUUAGUGCAAAGUUUAGGCUAAAAGAAAUGACACCAAAAGAAAGAGAAUUAAGAGUAGAAAACUUAAUGCAAGAGUUAGGACUUUUUCAUGUAGCACAUAGUUUUGUUGGUGAUGAAGAAAAUAGAGGUGUUUCUGGUGGUGAAAGAAAAAGGGUAUCAAUUGUUGUUGAUAUGAUUCACAAUCCACCAAUUUUAGUCUUGGAUGAACCAACAUUAGGACUUGAUAGUACCUCAGCUCUUCAUGUUAUUGAGCUUCUUUCUUCAAUGGCUAAAUCAAAGCAAAGGAUAGUUAUACUUUCAAUUCAUCAACCUAGCUAUAGAAUAUUGCAAUAUAUUUCCAAGUUCUUGAUCCUUUCUCAUGGUUCACUAGUUCAUAAUGGUAGUUUGGAAUCACUAGAGGAAAGAAUAUCCAAUUUGGGAUUUCAAAUUCCAAUGCAACUUAAUGCCCUUGAAUUUUCAAUGGAAAUUAUACAAAGUUUAGAAGAUAGUACUAGUAGUUCCAUCGUCGACAAAAACGAAACUUCUUUUCCAAGUUCCAUGUGA
Messenger RNA from Medicago truncatula (barrel medic), 783 nucleotides. RefSeq names its product ABC transporter G family member 23. Lineage: Eukaryota; Viridiplantae; Streptophyta; Magnoliopsida; Fabales; Fabaceae. The record is from RefSeq and is a predicted model, not a curated record. The transcript has a single exon. Gene Ontology annotation, biological process: transmembrane transport. Gene Ontology annotation, molecular function: ABC-type transporter activity; ATP binding; ATP hydrolysis activity. Gene Ontology annotation, cellular component: membrane. The coding region runs from base 1 to 783 and encodes 260 amino acids.